GGGUGUGGCAAUAAAAAAUUGAAACUUUAUAAAAAUAAAAAUCAUAAAAAUUCCAUUUUUCAAGAAGAAUCUGCUCUUCUUGUCCAAAACGAAUUUCUCUCUUCUUCAUCUACGGCAAUCUAAAUACUUCCGACGGGAUUCUCGAGAUAAAAGAUUUUGAUCAGAGAAGCGAGAGAUGGAGAUCGAUAAAGCGAUCGGAGAAAGUGACGAUAAGAGGUUGAAGACCAAGUACAACAACGCCAUCUUCGUCAUUAAAAGAGCUCUUGCUCUUUACUCUAUUGAAGAGGUCGCCUUUAGUUUCAAUGGAGGAAAAGACUCUACUGUACUGUUGCACCUUCUUAGGGCUGGCUAUUUUUUGCAUAAGAAAGAGCAGACUUGUUCUAAUGGAGGUCUAUCAAGUUUUCCAGUCCGGACCAUAUAUUUUGAGAGCCCUUCUGCCUUCACUGAAAUCAAUGCAUUUACAUAUGAUGCAGCUCAAACUUACAAUCUGCAACUUGAUAUCAUUCGCCAGGAUUUCAAAUCCGGGUUGGAGGCAUUAUUAAAGGCUAACCCUAUCAGAGCUAUUUUUCUUGGCGUCCGAAUUGGUGAUCCUACUGCGGUUGGUCAAGAGCAAUUCUCUCCUAGUUCACCUGGAUGGCCGCCCUUUAUGAGGGUGAAUCCUAUAUUGGAUUGGUCGUACAGAGAUGUUUGGGCAUUUCUCCUAACUUGCAAGGUCAAGUAUUGCAGUCUUUAUGACCAGGGAUAUACAUCAAUUGGGAGCAUUCAUGAUACUGUUCCCAAUUCAUUAUUGUCUGUUAACGACAAUAGUAGUAAAGAGAAAUUCAAACCUGCUUAUUUGCUUUCUGAUGGGAGAUUAGAAAGGGCAGGGAGAGUCAAGAAAAUUGCUUCACUCAAAUAUGACGUAGAAACCGAAUCACAGAAACACGAGGUGCUUUUGGCCUCAGUAAUUGCUGUCGGCGAUGAGAUUCUGUCUGGCACUGUUGAGGAUCAAUUAGGACUGUCUUUGUGUAAGAAGUUGACUUCUGUCGGUUGGUCGGUGCAACAAACCACUGUCCUUCGGAAUGAUAUAGAUUCUGUUUCCGAGGAAGUUGACCGCCAAAGGUCUACGAGUGAUAUGGUAUUUAUAUAUGGAGGAGUUGGUCCUUUGCAUUCAGAUGUUACUUUGGCUGGUGUUGCUAAGGCAUUUGGAGUUCGCCUGGCACCUGAUGAAGAAUUUGAGGAAUACCUUAGGCAUCUUAUCAGCGAGCAGUGCACAGGUGACAGGAAUGAGAUGGCUCAGUUACCAGAAGGAAUUACAGAACUACUGCAUCAUGAAAAGCUUUCGGUGCCAUUGAUCAAGUGCCGCAAUGUGAUUGUUCUUGCUGCUACAAACACUGAGGAGCUCGAGAAAGAGUGGGAAUGUCUGACGGAACUUACUAAAUUGGGUGGAGGUUCACUCAUAGAAUAUUCGUCAAGACGCUUAAUGACAUCUUUAACAGAUGUUGAAGUUGCAGAACCUCUCUCCAAACUUGGUCUCGAAUUCCCUGACAUAUAUCUUGGGUGUUACCGGAAAUCUAGACAAGGUCCUAUCAUCAUCUGCUUAACGGGAAAGGAUAAUGCACGGAUUGACUCAGCUGCACAGGCACUAUGCAAGAAAUUCAAGAAAGAUGUGUUCGUAGAAAUCAAGUAGACACAAGUUUAAGAACCGGUUGAGCAAGAGACGCAGCUUCAACGGUCCACUAGUGAGAGUGGCUUCUAUGUACCGGUCAAAGAACUGGAGAGGAUAGGAUCAGAAUCUGACACUUUUUAAGGAAACUGGAAGCAGUUAUUGUGGCAAAAAAACAUAUUUAUCAAAACCUUUAAAAUUGAAUGUCUUAUCAGUUAUCAACUCUAAAUAACGAAAUUUGUAGGAAAGUAACCCAUAAGGGUUCUCUGUUUUUACACAUUUUGUCUUGAACGGUUUAAGCAUGAUACUUAUGUUGCAUUCUAAGGGACUUGAAACCUUAUAAAUGUAUUCUUUUACCUUAAA
Molecule: messenger RNA, 2008 nt
Organism: Arabidopsis lyrata subsp. lyrata
Lineage: Eukaryota; Viridiplantae; Streptophyta; Magnoliopsida; Brassicales; Brassicaceae
Product: FAD synthase
Exons: 17
Coding region: 176-1669 (497 amino acids)
Biological process (GO): FAD biosynthetic process
Molecular function (GO): FMN adenylyltransferase activity
Source: RefSeq, a predicted model, not a curated record